AUGGAAUUUUUACAAAAAUUAAUGGUUAUACCCAAAAAUAUUAUGGAAGCUUUCAAGAAUAUCAAAUAAUAAACUAAUAAAGUUUAAAAUUCUUAUAUUGAAACUUUUAUUAUUUGCAAUGAAUCGAAAGUAGUGACAAAUGAAGUAAAAUAAAAUGAUCAACUAGAAAAAAAAAGAAAAUUAAAGAUUAAUUAAGAAAAAAUAGAUUCUAUAGCAUAAACAGAUUAGAUAUAAAAUAUUGAUAAAGUACCUAAAGAUGAAUCGCAAAAUAUUAGUAAAGUCCAAUAAUUGAGUUCCAAAUAAAGUUAAAAAUAAUCUAAAUUACUUAAACAAUAAGGUAUAGAAGAAGAAAACAUAAGUAGGGAAUCAGAUUAAACAGAACCGCCAUAAAAAUCAUAUUGCUAAAAUCACUUUUUGAAAGCAUUAGAAUAAAAUGAGGAAUUUGAUAAAUUACAGCAUAAUAAAAUAUACAAGGGUUAAAUCAAAAGCUAAAACCAAUAUCGUAAGAUAAUAUUAAAAAGUUACUUAAAUUAAUUCACAGCUAAAUAAAAUGAUGAGGAAAAAAUAUUAAAAUCUACUUAGAAUCAAUCCCCUGAUGAAAAGUAGUUUAAUUUACAUUAAAAAGAAUCUGAAAAUAACUUAAAAAAACAAGAAAUGGCUUGA
Molecule: messenger RNA, 663 nt
Organism: Paramecium octaurelia
Lineage: Eukaryota; Ciliophora; Oligohymenophorea; Peniculida; Parameciidae
Source: the annotation of a GenBank genome assembly